AUGAGAAGAAACAUCAUCGUAAGCUUUUUGAUUUUACAGAUCCUUGUCGUGUCUUCUUCUCAAUCAGCACCAGGCUUCGAUUUUUUCUACUGGGUCACCUACUGGCCAGGAGCAAUAUGUACUAGCCAAAGAGGAUGCUGUCCUCCAGCAAAAGGCAAUACGGCGUCAGAUUUUGUGAUCCAUGGACUCUGGCCUCAAUUCAACAAUGGCACUUGGCCUGCGUUUUGCGAUCAAACCAAUCUCUUUGAUAUCUCCAAGGUAUCAGAUAUAGUAAGCAGAAUGGAGAAGAAAUGGACAGAGUGGGGAGUGUGGGCAUGUCCAAGCAACGAGACUAAGUUAUGGGAACACGAGUGGAACAAGCAUGGCACGUGCGUCCAGUCUUUAUUCGACCAACACUCUUAUUUCCACACUAAUCUCAAGCUGAGACAAAACCUCGACCUCCUAAACAUCUUUAAACAAAAAGGAAUUAAACCGGAUGAUGGAUAUUACGGUUUGGAAGAGAUCAAGAACGCGAUCAAGGGCGAGCUCGGAUUUGCGCCAGGUAUCCAAUGCGAUGUAGAUGUAGAGGGGAAGAAGCAGCUUUUCCAAAUCUAUAUAUGUCUUGACAAUUACGCGAAAGAGUUUGUGGAAUGCCCGUACGUUCCUGAUAGAUCGUGUGGUUCCAAGAUCAAGUUUCCAAAGUCCCCAAAGAAAGAUUAUCUCGCUGAGAGUCUAAGUGUAAUGGCUUCUAUUUAA
This is a messenger RNA of Eruca vesicaria subsp. sativa (arugula), 735 nucleotides long. NCBI's taxonomy places the organism in Eukaryota, Viridiplantae, Streptophyta, Magnoliopsida, Brassicales, Brassicaceae. The record is from the annotation of a GenBank genome assembly.